AUGCAGCGCGUCGCCGUCCUCAACGUCGUCGGCCUGAGCCGCUCGCUCAUCAGCCCGACGCACACCCCGUUCCUGGACAGCUAUCUCUCGCUUGCCGCGGACAUCCCGAUCGCCCCGCAGCUCCCGGCCGUCACCACGUCGACCCAGACGACCUACCUCACGGGCGUGCCGCCGUCGAAGCACGGCAUCGUGGGCAACGGCUGGUUCUCUCGCGAGGACAACGAGAUCAAGUUCUGGAAGCAGAGCAACGCCCUGAUCGCCGCUCCGAACGUCUGGGAAGAGGCCCGCCGUCGCGACCCCACCUCCACCUUCACCGUGGCCAACUCCUUCUGGUGGUACAACAUGUACUCGUCGGCCGACUACUCGUGCACGCCACGCCCGAUGUACCCUGCGGACGGCCGCAAGCUCACGGACGUGUACACGCAGCCGCCGCAUUUGCGCGACGAGCUGCAGGCGAAGCUGGGCCAGUUCCCGCUGUUCAACUUCUGGGGGCCCAAAGCCGACAUCAUCGGCUCCACCUGGAUCGCGGAGAGCGCCAAGUUCGUCGAGGCGAAGCACGAGCCCACGCUGCAUCUGGUCUACCUGCCGCACCUGGACUACGCGCUGCAGAAGGUGGGGCCCGCGCCGCACGCGGUGACCGCGGAGCUGCUGGAGAUCGACGCGCUGCUGGCCGACCUGGUGCCGUGGCUGGAGGCGCGCGGCAUCGACGUCGUGCUGCUGUCCGAGUACGGCAUGGCGGAGGUGGACACGCCGGUGCACAUCAACCGCGCGCUGCGCGCGGCCGGGCUGAUCACGGUGCGUGAGGAGCUGGGGCGCGAGCUGCUGGACGCGGGCGCGUGCCGCGCGUUCGCGGUCGCGGACCACCAGGUGGCGCACGUGUACGUCAAGGAGGCGGCCGAUCGCGGGGACGUGCGCGCGGUGCUGGAGGGGCUGGACGGCGUGGAGAUGGUGCUAGACGAGGACGGGAAGCGGGAGCACGGGAUCGACCAUGCGCGCGCGGGGGACUUUGUGUGCGUGGCGAGGCCGGACGCGUGGUUCACUUACUACUACUGGACGGACGACGAGCGCGCGCCGGACUUUGCGAGGUGCGUGGACAUUCAUCGCAAGCCCGGGUACGACCCUGUGGAGCUGUUUGUCGAUCCGGAGAUCGCGUUCCCGAUGGCGAAGGCCGCGUGGAGGAUCGCGCAGAAGGAGAUGGGCUUCCGCUACCUCAUGGACUUGAUCCCGCUCGACGCCACGCUGGUGCGCGGGAGCCACGGACAUCUCAACGCCGACCCCACUGAGGGUGCGGUGUUGAUCACCAAGCGACGGGAGCUGCUGGAGGGGCGGGCGCAGCUGGCUGCCACGGACAUUUUCGACCUUAUCCUAAAGCACUUGAAUUUAUAA
This is a messenger RNA of Chondrus crispus (carragheen), 1386 nucleotides long. RefSeq lists its product as hypothetical. Lineage: Eukaryota; Rhodophyta; Florideophyceae; Gigartinales; Gigartinaceae. The transcript has a single exon. Bases 1 to 1386 code for a protein of 461 amino acids. The record is from RefSeq and is a predicted model, not a curated record.